AUGGAGUCUUCCUCAGAUGAAGAGGAGGUGCACACCUUUGUUCAGGUCAUCAGUGACAAGUACAACCCGGACAACUUCCCCUACUCCAGAGGCCAAGGCCUUGGUAUCGUCAUGCUGCCCACGCCACCUGGCUUGCCCAGCAAGGGUAACGCUCGCAAUGAUCGACUGUUCGUACCCAGUGUUCUGGUGCUCAACUAUUGCAGUAUCAGUAAGGCCGGGCAGGGCUCAGACAUUGCCGCCUUCUGUGCCCAUGUGGUGGAGCUGGACCUGUCCUACAACCAGCUGCAGGACUGGGGAGAGAUCUUCACAAUUGUGUCCAACAUCCCGCACUUGGACUUCCUGAACCUGAGCAUGAACCCUCUGUGUGGGGCCGUGCUGGAGCCUCCUCUGGCUGAGUGUUUCUCCAGGGUGCGCAGGAUGGUGCUCAUCAACACUCACAAAAAAUCAUAA
Messenger RNA from Knipowitschia caucasica, 450 nucleotides. NCBI's taxonomy places the organism in Eukaryota, Metazoa, Chordata, Actinopteri, Gobiiformes, Gobiidae. The record is from the annotation of a GenBank genome assembly.